Molecule: messenger RNA, 969 nt
Organism: Dermacentor silvarum
Lineage: Eukaryota; Metazoa; Arthropoda; Arachnida; Ixodida; Ixodidae
Product: zinc finger transcription factor family protein 17-like
Exons: 3
Coding region: 139-969 (276 amino acids)
Source: RefSeq, a predicted model, not a curated record
GGAGGUAUCCACAGGAGACUGAUCCUCGUUUUCAUUGGUCGGUUGAAAGUAUCGUCGAAACGCCAUUUUCCAGGGAAUUCUCCGCUUCAAGGAGCAGGGAAAAUAAAGCCGCCGCCGUAGGCAAUGCCUCCCUAGGGUAUGCUGUACCUAGAGCUGCGCAUGCUGUCGCCCACGUGCGCCGCUGUCGCUCUUGCCUUGCGCACUGAGAUGAUCACCUGUGGAAACGCUACGCCUGGGACCGCUUUGUCUACUUCGCGCGUCGUGAUGCAUUCUUGCAAAUUUUGCGACAAGACUUUUUCUAAUCGUAGUAAUUUAAAAAAGCACAUAAGAAAUCUUCACGGAGUAGCAGCUUUGCAGAAUUUCGUACAGGAGGAGGCAAAUAUACCCAGUAAGAAACGAACCCUCGCAUGCGAUUUGUGUCCCAAGAUUUUUGCAACGCUUCGUGCCUUGCGGCAACACCACGAGAGUGAGCAUAACUUCGAAGUGGAAGUGGAGACAUUGACGUUUGACACGUAUGCAGAUUUCCUGUCUUGGAAAGAUAAUGUGGAGAGCGAGACUUGCAGCCAUUUUGUUGCUUCUACUGGAAGAAAAGAAAAUUCGCCAGGAGUGUUCAGGCGAUAUCUAAAUUGUCACCGUUCCGGGACAUAUAUAGAACUCCCUACAAAGCUGCGCGAACGUCAGGUUAAAGUGCAAGGCAGCACCAAAACAGGCAUACAUUGCUUUGCAAUGCUUGAGGUUACAGAAAGGGAUAACAAAGUCUUUGUAGUAUUUCAGAAGAACCACUAUGGACACCUGAAUGAGAUAGCUCAUCAGAGGCUCUCUGUGGCUGAAAAAAAAGUAAUUGCAGGUAGACUAGCAGAAGGAGUGCCACCGAAGACCAUUUUGCAAAAAAUCAAGGCAGGCACAAGUGCAGCUAGCAGUCGGAUGAAAACUUGUCACAAGAGAGGACCUUCGGAACAUCCGCGAUAA